Molecule: messenger RNA, 1281 nt
Organism: Arxiozyma heterogenica
Lineage: Eukaryota; Fungi; Ascomycota; Saccharomycetes; Saccharomycetales; Saccharomycetaceae
Gene: NPY1
Product: NAD(+) diphosphatase
Exons: 1
Coding region: 1-1281 (426 amino acids)
Biological process (GO): NAD+ catabolic process; NADP+ catabolic process
Cellular component (GO): cytosol; peroxisome
Molecular function (GO): NADH pyrophosphatase activity
Source: RefSeq, a predicted model, not a curated record
AUGAACGAUAGCAACAGUGUUAUGUCCAAUAAUAUCAGUUAUUUUGGCAAUCAGAUCUUGAAUAGAGUUUCUUUUUUAAGAGAAGAUGUUUCAUUUUUAAAAUUGGCGUUAAAUUAUUCUUUUACUCAGUUCAUACCAUUCUUCAAUGGUGAACCAUUAGGGGAUACAACAACUGGUAAAUUAUACCGUAUUACAAAGCAUUUUAGCGAUGACGAUACGGGUUCUCUAAAUUAUAAAGUAUCUCGGUUGAUAAAUGAAACAGUUUUCACUAGAAUUGCAGAUGACGAAUUGGAGUCAUUAAUCAGCAAGGGAAACAAUCCAAAUAAGACAAGAUAUCAUCUGGUAUUUCUAGGGUUGUACCUAUCCUUUACAAGUUCCUCAAGUGAUGAGUUUUUAAUCUAUAAAGAUAAAUACAAAGGUAUACCAGUCUUUGCAAUCAAUUUCAUAGACCACAGUAUCGAGAAUAAUCAUGAGUCCUCCUCAAUUAUAAAAUUAACUUUUCAGAACGUCUUUAAUGUGCUGAUGUCUAAUGAGGAAGCUUCAUUAUACUCUUAUUCCAGGAUGUACAUCCAAUGGGCUAAUAAAUUUAAAAGAUGCGUAGAAUGCGGUCAAGAGAUCCAGUUCAUUCAUGGGGGGACCAAAUGGAUAUGCUCAGAUACUAAAUGUCCACUGAAUGAAGCUAAGCAAUUCCAGAAUAAUGCCGUCUUCCCCAGAAUCGACCCAGUGGUGAUCACAGCAAUCACAAACAAAGAUUGGUCCAAAAUGUGUCUUGUCAGAUCCAAGAGAGCCAUUGGUAAAGACAUAGUCAUGUAUUCAUGUGUAGCUGGGUUCAUGGAGCCUGGAGAAACCAUUGAAUCGUCUUGUCAACGUGAAGUGUGGGAGGAAACAGGCAUUCAGAUUAAGCAAACUGAUAAUAUUAUUAUUUUGAAGUCUCAACCUUGGCCGUAUCCACAAAAUUUGAUGAUUGGUUGCAUCGCACAGAUAAAUUUCAAUGGACACGACGAGGUGAUCGAUUUGAACCAUGAUCAAGAGCUGUUAGAUGCUCAAUGGUUUGACACACAAGAUAUAAAGGAAUCUAUAGAUCGAUAUAAGACUGGAUUUUUGUUACCAUUGAAGUUGGACCCGUUGAAAUAUCCAUUGUAUAUAGACAACAAGAUAAACAACAACGAUUUAUCGCAGAUUAAAAUACAAAUACCAGGGAAGAAUGCAAUAGCAUUUGAUCUAAUCAACUAUGUAGUCAGGAGACAUCAGGAACAGCAACAGCAACAACAACGACUGUAA